CUCUGUUCAUUUCAGUGAGCGGCAUGGAGCACAGCAGCUCUUGAGCACCCAGCAGCACACAGAAUGCAAGGAAUCUACCCCCUUGUUAUAGACCAACAGCCCAAGUACCAGGGCUGAGAGAAGAUCUGAGGAAACAAAGGGUGGAAUUAGAAACCAAACAAGGAGAAGAAAGACAAGGAGGAUCAUUGGUUGAGCAUUUGGCACUGGGGUUUAAAGUUGUCUUGUUGCCCUCUCUGAGUGUCCUGGAUCUUAGUCCUCUCCUCUCCAUCCCUGUGCAGACAAGGUCAUGGGGUGGCUGAGGAGACUGGUGCUCUCCAUGUGCAUGCUUCUCAUUUUGCUUCAUGGCGUGGAGCCGGCUGUACCCCUGCAGGAGUUCUACCCAUUUAGUCUGGAUGAGGGUGACUCCCAGACCAUCGAGCAAGAUGAUGGGGGUUCAGGACUGGUAGCAAUCUCUGUGGCUUUCCCUUUCUUCGGAGAACGGCACGCGGGACUCUAUGUCAACAACAACGGCCUGGUGUCUUUCCUGAGGGAGGUGUCCCAGUUCACCCCAGUGGCUUUCCCUAUUGCUGGAGACCGCAGGGUGGUGGCUCCAUUCUGGGCAGAUGUAGACAACCGACGGGCAGGAAAAGUUUUCUAUCGAGAAAGCAAAGAUCCUGCCAUCCUGAGAAGAGCCACUGCAGACAUUAAUCAUUACUUCCCUGAGUUCCCUAUGUUUGUCACUACAUGGGUGCUGAUUGCUACCUGGCAUCAAGUCACAUUUUUUGGUGGCAGCUCAAUAACUCCGGUCAAUACAUUUCAAUUAGUUCUCAUCACAGAUGGUGAGCUCUCCUUCACCAUUUUCCAGUACCACAAUAUUUCUUGGACAACAGGGAUGCAUGCCACCAGUGGUGGUGACCUAGCAGGCUUGGGGGGCAUAGCUGCACAGGCAGGUUUUAAUGCUGGCGAUGGGAGGCGCUAUUUCAACAUCCCAGGCUCUCGGACAGAUGAUAUUGUUGAAGUUGAAACCACCACAAAUGUGGGCUAUCCUGGUCGAUGGGCCUUUCGUAUUGAUGAUUCUCAGGUGCAAGUGGGCAGCUGCAAUGACUCAGCGUCGGUCUGUGCUAACUUAAGGCCCUGUCAAAAUGGUGGCCGUUGCAUUGAUGACUGCAUCACUGGAAAUCCCUCUUUCACUUGCUCGUGUUUGGCUGGCUUCACUGGACGCAGGUGCCAGAUAGAAGUUGAUGAGUGCUCAUCAUACCCCUGUCAGAAUGGAGGCACAUGUGUGGACAAGAUCAACCACUUCAUCUGCCUGUGUCCAGUGGGAUUCAUAGGGACAACAUGUGAGACAGACAUAGAUGAGUGCCAAGAGACCCCAUGCCUCAAUGGAGCACAGUGCAUACAGGGUGUCGGCAACUUCACCUGCGUAUGCCAAGCAGGUUACAUUGGGUUCCUAUGCGAGUCAGAUAUCAAUGAAUGUGCAUCCAUGCCAUGUUUGAAUGGAGGUGUGUGUGAAGACCUGGUGAAUAACUACACCUGCACCUGUACAGCAAACUUCACUGGAAGCCACUGUGAGACAGUUCCCUGCGAUGGAGAGAGUUGUGAAAAGCAUCAAAUCUGCGAGUACAUUGGCUCUGGAAACUACAACUGCACCUGCACCCCAGGUUACUACGGUGACGAUUGUGAAGAGGAGUGUCCCUGUCAGAAUGGAGGGGUUUGUGUUGAUGUCAAUGGCACCUGUGACUGUCCAACAGGCUUCACUGGACUCUACUGUCAGUUUGAAGUAACACAAACCCCCUGUAGUAACAACAGACCGUGUCCGGAUGGAGGUCCAUGCUUAGAGUAUGGUGGCACGUACCUCUGCACCUGCCAAACUGCUGUUGACUUUGAUCACAAGGACUUCUACCCAUAUGUACAGCCCCGAUCAGCCUGCGAUUCCUCACCGUGUCAGAAUGGAGGGUAUUGCUAUGAGAGAGACGGAGGCUACAUUUGUGAGUGCAAGCAUGGCUACAGAGGAAAGCAUUGCGAAAGAGUCAGAUUACGUAUCUGUGCCUCUAGUCCCUGUCGUAAUGGAGGCUCUUGCAAAGAAGAAGCUGACAGCUACCGAUGUGACUGUCCCUACCAUUUCACAGGGAAACACUGUGAAGUGGGAAAGCCAGAUCCUUGUGCCUCCAGUCCCUGUCUGAACGGGGGAACAUGUUUCCACUACAUUGGUAAAUACAAAUGUGAGUGCUCCCCAUCCUUCAUAGGAAGACACUGCGAGAUCAACAGAGGAUCCAAUCCGGCAUUAGAGGGUCUGGACUGUGGCCCCCCUGUGAAAGUCAAGCACGCAGAGGUGCAGUAUUCCUCCACUACUCCAGGCUCCAUGGCUUCGUAUGUAUGCCACCCAGGCUACACUCCCCUUCCAAGGGCCACCCAGAGCAUCUGCAGCAGCCAGGGGUCCUGGAGCCAGCCUCCAGUCUGUGAAGAGAUAAACGAGUGUUUGUCUCAUCCAUGUAUGAAUGGGGGAACUUGUCGUGAUAGGGUAGCCUCCUACCUGUGUGAAUGUGAAGAUGGUUUUACCGGCCAGCGCUGUCAAACAGACAUUGAUGAAUGCCUUUCUGAGCCAUGUAAGCACGGAGGUACGUGUGGGGAUCAGCCUGGCUCUUACUUCUGUCACUGCCAGCAGGGCUAUGCAGGACAGGACUGUGAGAUAGAACAGGAUGGAUGUGAGCCAAAUCCUUGCUUGAAUGGAGGUGUAUGCCGAGGCUACAGGAGGAACCACCUGUGUGUGUGUAAAGAAGGUUAUGUUGGAGACCGCUGCCAGACAUUGGAGAACCCUUGUGUCCUGCAGCCGUGCGGAAACCGAGGCGUCUGUUGGAGUGAUAGAAGGGGGAACUACAGCUGCGCCUGCAGGGUGGGCCACACAGGGAGAGACUGUGAGAGAGACCUGUUGCCUCCAUCUGGCCUGCAUGUGUUGCGGGUAGAAGAAAAUGAAGUUGAGUUACGAUGGGAUCAGUCAGAUGCCACUCAGAAUUUAAUCAGCGGCUUUGCAGUUGCCUUUGCUCCUAUUGGUCGUGGGCCGAGGAAGACAGACUACCUGGAAAAGCAGCAUUCUACCUAUGUACUACAGGGCCUGAACCCCGGACAGCUUUACAACAUCUCCACCUUCUCCGUUAAACGCAACACCAACAGCAAUGACAUAAGCCAGCCAGCUUUUGCUCUCAUCCGCACUAGGCCACAUAAGGUGGAACAGCUGGAUGUAGUGAAUGUGUCGUCCUCUCAGGUUUGGCUGCGGUGGCUGGUGCAUGUUGGCCGCCAUGCUGCGGUCAGUCAGGUUCGGGUGUCCCUGGUGCCUGCAGAUGGUAGUGGACCUCGCACAGCUGUGCUCAAUAGCAGCGUCACAGAGUACACCUUUAGCACAUUGCUCCCAGGUCAGAUGUACACAGUAGAUGUAGUCACGCAGAGUGGUUUGCGCCCUGAAGACCUACCAUCAACUAGCAAAUCUGCUGGGCCACUGCACUUCUGGACCAGACCGCUUCCACCUCAGAACCUUUCACUCUCCCACAUCACCACCACCUCUGCUCGGGUCACAUGGGACCAUCAUCCUCGGAGUCUUCCAGAUGGUUUUGUGGUCAAUAUUACUCAAGGCCUGAGCACCCGUAGCCGCUACCUACCUGAUGGAAGUUUAGGGACUUAUACACUACGAGACCUCAAUCCAGGACAACAUUACCGUCUUGCCCUCACUGCUGUACACAAAAUGGGCCAGGACAACAUUCAGAGCGUCCCUCAACACCUAGCCUUCACCACACUACCAGUUCCAAAGGGCAAAAGCAGCAGUGACAGACUUAAGGGAGGACAGGACUACCAGAUAGGACAGACCUUGACACAAGUUCAAGAUGGAGGCACAGAUGACCACACAGAACUCCUUGAAGAGCCCCAAAGAUAUACAGAGCUUAUUGACAGAAGAGGGAGAAUUACAGCUAAAUUUACCAACCUUCCACAUAAAACCAUCAGACACCACACAAAGCCUGACCCUCCAAUCAAAUUAGAAAGGAUGGAAGAAACCACCAAUAAGAUUAGUCUAGCUCUGGAAAUUCCUGAAGAAGCAACAACGAGUAAAUCUGAGUCAUCCCAAGACUGCAGAACUCAGCCCUGCCAGAAUGGUGGAACAUGUGCGCAGAUCAACGAGUCGUUCGGCUGCAACUGUGCCGCUGGUUUCAAGGGCAGACGGUGUGAGCUAUAUUGUCAGCGAGUACCUCACCCAUGUACUCGCCUUUACUCCGAAACAAAGAGUGUGCCUGCGUGGGAGGAUGGUGUCUGCCAUUAUUUGUACAAAAGGACAUAUAAAGUUCAGCAGGAUGUUUGUUUUAGAGAGAUAUGUGAGCCUUUGCUGCCUAAGAAAGUACUGCCCAAGACUCCAAACAGAAGAACUCAAAAACAACAACAAUAGUGCUUUGGGGAGUAAUUGCUUCUCUUAGUCUUAGUUUAAAUGAGGAUGCAUUACCAUCAUUGUUGACCCUUUUUUUUUUUUGCAUCACUGGUCACCUUUUAUUGGCUACAUUGUCCUAUGGAUGUAUAUUUGUUCAUUUACAACUCCAGAUCUGUAGAUGAGCUUGACCAUAUGAUUUAGGAUUUAUCUGCAUCAAAUAGCAUACCUCAAAUGUAAAUAUGAUGUGAUAUUGACAUGUAGUGGUCGUCAAGUCCCUCAGGGCAUUUUUUUGAAUUAUUGCCUGUUCAGUCUCCAAAACCUACAAGUAUUUGCAUUCAACCAUUCAUUCAAACCUGGUUCUCUCCUACAGCUAGAUCACACAAAAUACUGGAAAAAAUGUCAUACCAUUGUUUCUGUUUGUGUUACAGAAAGCUGUCUGCUAGCUACCAUGUAAAUAGUGU
This is a messenger RNA of Sinocyclocheilus anshuiensis, 4848 nucleotides long. Its product is annotated as sushi, nidogen and EGF-like domain-containing protein 1. The record is from RefSeq and is a predicted model, not a curated record. Gene Ontology annotation, molecular function: calcium ion binding; protein binding. Gene Ontology annotation, biological process: establishment or maintenance of epithelial cell apical/basal polarity; cell-matrix adhesion; heterophilic cell-cell adhesion. The transcript has 31 exons. Gene Ontology annotation, cellular component: plasma membrane; protein-containing complex. Lineage: Eukaryota; Metazoa; Chordata; Actinopteri; Cypriniformes; Cyprinidae. The coding region runs from base 287 to 4408 and encodes 1373 amino acids.